AUGAACUCCCAGAGGCCGGUGUCUCUUAGACAUGACGUGCCCACAGAGUACAUUCGCGCACUCGACCCAAAGCUCUUGCCUCCGCGUGUGGGCCACAAUUGGCUUGACCCGGCAUUCCGCAAGGUGCAGGAUAAACCACAGCAGUUGGAGGCGGAGCUCCGUGGGAAGCGGGCAUUUAUAUCAAAAGGGGUCUACGAUCACACCCCACCAGAGAGGCUGGGACGGACGGCGCAGCAGCUUAUGCAUGCCCUAUCAACAAGGAGAAAAGUCGGCAUUGAGGCUGAUCGGCGUGCGCAGUACACAACGCUUGCAGACAAGGUGCUUCGUUUCUACGCCUUUUUCACGGAGAAGGCCCCGGAGGGAUGCCUGGAAGAGUACUGGCACCGCCGCGUUGUCAUAGAUUUCUUUCCAGAGGAUGACACGGUUCUGAUACAAGAGCCACCUAUCCCAAACAGUGGACUACGUGGGGGAACUUUUCUUAAGCGCCAGCGUGUGCGUGCCGACCCACGGCAGCGGGAGGAAUUUCCUGACGAUGAAUUUCUCACUCUUAACCACUUCAAUGUAGGUAGACCUGUGCGCAUUAAUGCCGUCGAAUUUUUCCUGUAUGACUGUGACUUGUUUACGCGAGAGUUUCUCACUGCCCUUGGCGUGAACGUUGCUUCCCCUGUAACGUGUCCAGACUCCUCAUUUAUGAGUGACUGGAAACGACACCAAGAACGGAUGUUGUCUGCCAAGUUUGGUAUUCUCUCACAGGACUUUCACGGGGAUGAGGCGGUACGGGCGGCACGCUUUGUGCAGGAUAGUGGGAAAGUUUUACGCUUCUACUCCCUUCUGGACGAGCGGAACAAGGUGGCUGGGGGCAUUGUCAGGAAGCUUGAGGUGUUGUACUUUGUGGAGGAUGACUCCAUGGCGGUGGUGGAGCGCCCCACGUCCAAUGAGGCGACCCCUUCCCUCUUUCUCUCGCGUGGGUGGGUGCCGAAGGAGGGAUCCAUUGCGAAAGCCAAUGAGUUGACGUUUGCUCAUCGAGUAAACGGCAUGCGGGAACCGUACAUUGGACCCGAAGGACACUACACGGCGAGGGACCUAGGUGUCGGCAUCACCAUUAACGUGCUUGGUCGUCACGUUUUUUUGUACGACUGCGACGAUUUCACACGCUCGUACUACUUGGAGAAAUACGGUGUAAUACUUUCGGAUGCGGUGGACUGCCGCGACGAGUAUGGACUCUCUCCGGAAUCAAGAGUCACUGCAUUUCGGCUCACUGCCACGCCUGCUUCUGUUGUUCCCACCGGGAGAGACGAUGCAGUCUUGGAGAAGCGAACAGAAUGUAAAAUGAAGGAUGUGCUUCGCUUUCUUUUACGCCUUGCACCGCCAUGUUCCGCCGUUGAGCGUCAGCGGCGGUUCACCCUUACGUAUUACACAGAUACAGAUGAGGCUAUGGUGUGUGAGACCGUUGUCCGAAACUCCGGCUUUUUGGGUGGUUGUUUCUGCAGUCGAAAACGCCUACCAAAACCAGUGGGAUCUGGGGAGGCGUACUACACCGUCUCGGACUUUCCUGUGGGCGCGGUCAUCGUGGUGAACGGGCACAGGUUUGAGGUAGUGAACAUGGACGAGCACACGGCAAACUAUUUGGCGGGGGAGAACGUGCCCGGGAUGAAUGAGGAGCAGCUGCAGCUGCUCAUCACCGCCUUUCGCCUGUUUCUGGAAACACGCUUCCACACCUUCAAGGAUGCCUUCCUUGGAUUUGACCGCGACAAGGACGGAGUUGUAAGUGUGACAGAGUUUGUCAACCAUCUGCAGGAGCUACAAAUCACGGGGCGACGCAUGGACGGGCAGGCGCUGUUUGACCACAUCGCACCGUUUCCUGAGACCGGCUACCUGACGAUGGAGGAUCUUUUGAAGUGGAUGUCCGAGACGGCAACGAACAAAAGCCAGAAGACGCACGAGCCCAUUGACGUCGAGGAGCGCACAGUUGUAAGGAAGGCGCUACAGCAGCUAUGCAUGCGGCUCGAGGCGCGUUGCCUGAACAGCUUGCAAAUGUUUCGCCUCGCUUCGACGAUGCCGCGGGCGUAUACGGAGCGCCGGGCUGACAUCUACUCUUUGGCAAACCCGAAUCGCGAUGCCUCUGUAACACCGGUGCAGUUGCGCCGUUGCAUUGAGGAGGUUGUGGGCGGUAACCCUGCACCGCGGGAGAUGGAUGCGCUGCUGGCGUUCUUUUUCCCACGGUUGCCGCCGGAGGAGUACCGCAAUAGACGCGACGUCAGCCUCGAGCAUGCUUUGGACCUCAAAGCGUUCCAGAAGAAGUACCACGAGAUGAAUAAGUUGCUAAUGCUGCCAGAUAUGCCGCAGCAGCAGCAACAUCAGUUGUUGCCGCAGGUGGGAUGA
Molecule: messenger RNA, 2382 nt
Organism: Trypanosoma rangeli
Lineage: Eukaryota; Euglenozoa; Kinetoplastea; Trypanosomatida; Trypanosomatidae
Product: EF-hand domain-containing family member C2
Exons: 1
Coding region: 1-2382 (793 amino acids)
Molecular function (GO): calcium ion binding
Source: RefSeq, a predicted model, not a curated record